Molecule: messenger RNA, 3772 nt
Organism: Eriocheir sinensis (Chinese mitten crab)
Lineage: Eukaryota; Metazoa; Arthropoda; Malacostraca; Decapoda; Varunidae
Product: transient receptor potential channel pyrexia-like
Exons: 8
Coding region: 202-3531 (1109 amino acids)
Molecular function (GO): protein binding
Source: RefSeq, a predicted model, not a curated record
AGCGAAAUGGCUGGUAAGGUAUUGUAAUGAACAGACAAAGGGACGUUCAGUGAAGGGGACUGGCAACAACGCUACGUCUUCCCUUAUCUCCGGCUUCAAGUCAGCGGUUCAGUGAAGACUCGCCCGAGCUCGUCACUCUUUCUCAGCCUCCUUCAGCUUCUUCAGCACGUGUAGAUCCACUCGCUAUAACGGGUGAGAAGCAUGAGGAAAGCCAGUGAGCAUAACUCGAGGCUGGACAGCAUAGCGAUGUCGCCGGUGAAACGAAGCAGGAGUGGGUUGUCAGCAAGAGAACCGAGUGUCGUCAUGAGGGAACGAUACGUCUCUUCUUCGCGAGUCUCAAGAACGUCCAGCGUGUUUCUCAACAUGGAGAACGAGAGCACUGACCCUGAAGAUACCCUCCAUACCCUCCAUGAAAAUAUUUUACGGUGUGAGAGUAAUAUAUCUAACAAGCUACAUCGAGCAGUUUCCAUCAGCUGCUACCAGUCCUGCAAGAAGCAUCUGGAUGAAGGGAUGGACAUUAACUCUGUCGACGAGAUCGAUGGUUCCAACGCCCUCCACAUCUUAUGCUUGAAAUCCCGCAAAGGAGAUCCCCGAACCUUAGACAUUGCCAAGUUGUUCGUCGAGCGAGGCGCUGAACUGGACGCCAAAGACUUAAAAGGGAACACUCCUCUUCAUAUAGCGGCAAGAGAAGGACUGAAAGACGUUUGUAACGUACUCAUAGAUCAAGCAGAGAAAGCAGAGAAGCCUUUAGUUAAUAACUUGAAUGGCAAACGCAUGACAGCUCUCCAUGUAGCGGUCCAGCAACGCCAGUGCGAGGUUGUCGAGCUGCUACUAAAGCGAGGAGCUAAACCGAAUGUGAAAGAUUACAUCUCGUUUUUUCCUAUUCACUAUGCAGUUGAGAACGGCUGCCACCGCUGCUGCAGAGCACUCGCUCCCUUCUAUGAAGGAGAUGCAACCCUAACCAAAAGGCAAGAAUCCCCGCUGAUGAUUGCCGCGAGAAAAGGUUAUUGUAAAACUAUUAAGGCAAUACCUGUGGAAAAAAUAAACGUAAAUUACAAGGAUAGUGACGGAAACACAGCACUACAUAUUGCAGCCAAGAAAGGUUUUGACAACUUUCUUGUAUCUCUUCUUGAUUUAGGCGCAGCUCCAGACACACUAAACUCUUCCGGGUGGACGCCGCUGAUGUCCGCUGUGGCCAAGGAGAAGGCAAAGUGUGCGAAGGUGCUGAUGGAAAGAGGGGCUGCUCUGAGUGUGAAGAGCAUUGAUAAGGAGAGUAACAUUCUUCACAUAGCGACAGCCAGUAAAUCCCAUCACUGUUUGGAGCACUUACUGAAAAAUGAUGAAGUUAUGAAGUUGAUCGACGAAAAGAAUAAGGAUGAUUAUACACCGCUGGCUCUAGCAGUUCAGAGGAAAAGUGAUAAAUGCAUCAAGCUUCUAGAAGAGGCUGGUGCUUCCCCAUUCAUAGGAGAUGAAGUAAGAGCGUCAAUAAUAUAUAAUUCUCCAGGUUACAGAGGAACCAUCAUCCUACAUGAAAGGUUGGUACGGGAGAAGAAUGUGACCUUCACCAAUGAAUCCAAAAUGACCCCCUUACACAUAGCUGCCCAGGAGGGAAGCGUCGAUGCCUGCAAGGCUCUGCUCCGUCGAGGCGCUCGCAUCGACCCCUGUGACAAAUACGGCCGCACACCUCUCCUCUGGGCCGCUUUUUACGGCUACGAGAGCAUUCUCAAGCUCCUGCUGAAGAAAAAGGCCUCGAGGCGGGCGAAGGACGAUAAAAAGUACACCGCCCUUCACUGUGCCGCCUUCAGUGGCAAACUGCAGUGUUGUAAAGUACUUCUCGAAACAGACCGCGGACUCAUUAAAGAAAAGGACAAAAAAGGAAAGUAUGCUCUUGACGUUGCCCAUGACCAAGGACGCUUCGACGUCUUCAUCUUCUUACUGGAGAAGUUUUCGGAGAGGUCAAUUAACAUACCGGACGACCUGACGGAGAGGUUUCAUUCCUACGUCCAUCAGAUGCUGAGCGCCAAAAAAGAGUCAUUGCUGGAGGCGGUGGUCAGGAGCAACUGGUGGGAGGCUGGCUUUGGACUGGUUGGUAAGAGGUUGCAUGGUGAGGCCCCUUGCCUCCUCUUCAGGGACACCAUAAAAGUCUUCCCUGAGCUUGCUUACAACAUCAUGACCAAGUGCCAUUCCAGGAGAGAUUUCAGACUCUUGGAAGACAAUUUCGGCGUGGAGAAAGCAACACCAACAACAACACCAAAUUCCGGCCACAAGGAAGACGCCAACGGGACCGUCCAGGGGGCAACGAAGACCCAGGAAGAAGGGAAGUCUACCAAACUGCUCACAUGUGACGGGAUGACCUGGAAGCGGCAGCACCCCAUUUACACCAUGGCAUCAAGGGAGAACUCUCUGCCCCUUCUGCAGCACCCGCUAACCAAGGCCUGGGUGGCGUACAAGUGGCAGACGUACGCUUGCUACAUCUUCACGCUACUCAUGAUACUUCGAGCGGUCACCAUCGUCUGUCUGGUCUCUCUCCUUUGCUACCUCAGACAUCUCAUUCAGCUGGAUCAGAAGUACAAGGACGCCGUGCCGUUAGAGAAAGCCUGGGUCCCCGCCUACAUAUUGGUGCCGAUGGGACUCUCCGUCGGUUUGCAGGAGCUGGAGGGACUCAACAGAAUGAUCCGCCUCAAGGACCACUGGUUAAUACAGCUGAUGCAGGUGCUCUGGCCCACGCCCACCAUCAUCACCCUCCUCACCCUCCUCACCAGGAACACCAUUAAGGCGUACUUCUGCGGGAUCGCGGCCUUGGUCCUGACCGGCAUGGAGUUCGUCUUCAGAAUCGACCACCUGCCCAGCUUCAACAUACUCACCAGCAUCACCCAAGAGUUCCUCCGCAAAUACCUGAAGGGCUUGUUGUUCGCCACCUACAUCAUAGCUCUAUUUGCCUUUAUCUUUUAUUUGCUGUUCCUGGAUGAAAAAGAGUUUAGGUCGAUACCUCACGCUGUACUUAGCAUUGCUUUCUGGCAGAUGGGUGACUUCAAUCAAGAGAUAUUUUUCAAGGAAAUUAAAUUUCCGGUCAUCUCGCACGUUUUGUUCAUCGUCUACUUGUGUACUUUCGGCGCCUUCAUCGUAACCUUGAUUCAAGCUCCUUCCACGACCAGAGAGGCUUUCUUCCUGAACAAAAAAAUGAAAAUGAUCAAUCUCAUUUUUUAUAUCGACAUCUGCUUCCCGUGGAUUAGGAAAUGUUACAAAACUGGCUUACUAAGUGACAGAGGAGAGUCAAGCCAGAAUUUGAUACAGAAGGGCCUUUGUGACUUCUGGAAAACGUGGGAGGAGAUCGAAAACGAGGCACCAGGCGAUGGAAUUCCCGCUAUGUUCAGGGACAAGUGCAAACGCUGCGGGGUGGUGUGCACGUGUGAGGACAAGAGUGAGAGGCGCUCGUCUGGGGAAGUGACGGCGCAUCUGGAGGCGCUGACGCAGGAGAUCAAGAGUCUUCAGUUCCAGAUCAACCUCCUGCAGCAAGGGAUGAACAAGUAAUUGAAGAGGAACAAACAAGGGGUCAUGUGUGCAUACAGGAAACCCCUCCGUAGCGUUUCCCACUAAUUUAGUGUAUAAUAUUUUGAUUGAUAAUUCAGUGUAUAUUGAUUGAUACGGUUAUAAAGAAUCCUUUGAUCAUAUUUCAGUACGGUUACAAAAUUCAUACUUAAUGUGUUUGUCUUAUAUGUAAGAUCAAGUUCACUGAAACUACAUUAAUACAAGAUUACACUAAUAAUUAUAA